UCUUUCAGCCAGCGCCUGAGAAUGGGUAUCUCCAGGGACAACUGGCAUAAACGCCGCAAGACCGGUGGCAAAAGGAAGCCCUACCACAAGAAAAGGAAGUAUGAGUUGGGUCGCCCUCCCGCAAACACAAAGAUCGGCCCACGUCGUAUCCACACUGUGAGAGUCCGUGGUGGCAAUAAGAAAUACCGUGCUCUCAGGCUGGAUGUUGGAAACUUCUCCUGGGGCUCUGAGUGCUGUACCCGCAAGACCAGAAUCAUUGAUGUUGUGUACAAUGCCUCCAACAACGAGCUGGUUAGAACCAAGACCCUGGUGAAGAACUGCAUUGUCCAGGUCGACAGCACCCCAUUCAGGCAGUGGUAUGAGGCCCAUUAUGCAACCCCCCUCGGUCGCAAGAAGGGAGCCAAGUUGACCCCUGAGGAAGAGGAAGUCCUAAAUAAGAAAAGGUCAAAAAAGAUUCAGAAGAAAUAUGAUGAGCGCAAGAAGACAUGCAAGAUCAGCACCCUCCUAGAAGAGCAGUUUCAGCAGGGCAAGCUCCUGGCCUGCAUUGCCUCAAGGCCAGGUCAGUGUGGCAGGGCUGAUGGAUAUGUCCUGGAAGGCAAAGAGCUGGAAUUCUACUUGAGGAAGAUCAAGGCCAAAAAAGGCAAAUAAAUGUACAGUGCCCAUUUGAUAUCGAAGUCAAUAAAAACAACAAAAUUA
Messenger RNA from Polyodon spathula (Mississippi paddlefish), 696 nucleotides. Its product is annotated as 40S ribosomal protein S8. The coding region runs from base 22 to 648 and encodes 208 amino acids. Gene Ontology annotation, cellular component: cytosolic small ribosomal subunit; ribosome. The record is from RefSeq and is a predicted model, not a curated record. Gene Ontology annotation, molecular function: structural constituent of ribosome. NCBI's taxonomy places the organism in Eukaryota, Metazoa, Chordata, Actinopteri, Acipenseriformes, Polyodontidae. The transcript is spliced from 6 exons. Gene Ontology annotation, biological process: maturation of SSU-rRNA from tricistronic rRNA transcript (SSU-rRNA, 5.8S rRNA, LSU-rRNA); translation.